AACGAUAGUUUGAGCGUCCCUUGGUGCCUUCGUCCGUCCUCCUCUAGGCUGCUGCCAGUGAAUCAUCUUCAACGACCCCCUCCUCUUGGAUCCGGCCAGAAGACUCUUAAGGGGGCCCCCGACGCAGCGCGAGGCCAGUCCGAGAACGCGACCCUAACAUUAACAUCCGGUGUAUUCCGACAGUCGGAAACGGAAACGACUGCUUGAUCGUACGAUUAGUCGCACGGCAACAUGAAGAUCGCUACGCUGCUUCUAGUUAUCGUGGCCUUCGCUUCAGGUCAGAGGAUCACGACAAUUCAGCUCGAUGGCGUCCAAUAUUUUGUAUCAAGAAUGAAUCCGUAUAGUCCAGAACUGAACUACUUCCUAGCGUAUCAAUAUUGUCGUUCUCUGGGUCUUCAACUGGCGUCCUUCGAAACGAAGGAAAAAUCAGAUACUAUGACACAAUAUCUUAAAAAUGCCGGUUACACAAAAUAUGAUUUUUGGACGUCUGGUAAUAAACUCGGCACGGAUAUGUUCCUAUGGAUGAGUACAGGACUACCCUUCAACACGACAUUCGAUUAUAUGCUAAAGAGACCUGGAAACAGACCUGCUGAUGUUCCACCUGGCACCGAACCUCAGAGAGUUGCGCGUGAAAGUGGCGACAGUGGCAGUGCAGACGGUUGCGUCGCGAUGAUAGCACCAACGUUAGCAUGGGAGGCUCAGGAUUGUACCCUCGUUAAGGACUUUAUCUGCGAGCAAACAAGAUGCUACUACUAUAACUACGGCAGCAUUCCAGUCUCCGCGACUCAGGGAAAUCGAAGACCCUACAUAACGACCACCUCGGCGCCGGCCAGCGACGACCAGAUCGACGAGCACGUGGAGGAGGAAAAUAAGGAUGAGAAAAAACAUGAUGAAGUUAUCGAAGAUAAGACAACGUCAUCGUCGAACGAGGAAAAUGAAGAAUCAGCGAAUGAAAACGUACCCGAAGACCCGGUCGUUAGCAGGCUGAUAACAACAGCCGCUUCCGUGUCUGGCAAGUUAGAUGAUAAAGAUGAUCAACAUGAAGAAUCAACGACAUCGAGCUUAGGGAACAUCGAACGUCGUAGACAAACUGAUGCAUUUGUCCUUGAGAAUACUAGACCAGACGAUAUUCCGGACAUCACGAGUCUCUUCACAGCUGGCAACGAUGAUGGUCAAGUAAUACGUCAUCAAGCUAGAAAAGAGAAUUCUGCGAGUGUAUUCGACGGUCUUGAGACUCGUGAAGUCCUUCGUACGGCAUCUAGACCAUCAACCUCGGAUAUGAAGAUGGAACACAGGGAUUCUCUCGAUUAUGACGUUCUCUCGGAUGCACCAGCUGAUAUACAUACCGAUGUCCAAGCUGAAACUGAACCGCCAAAUAAUGGUCUCGAGGAUGCACAUACCAUUGGUCCUUAUGACACUGUUCAAGACUACGUUAACGAUCAACAGGACAUCGGUGAAUCAGCAAUGAUGAAGGAUCAGGAUGAUGAUAGUAGUACGAUCCUGCCAGAGGCGGAACCGGCCUAUAGGUACAACAUCAAAGUGCGCACCAACGGCAAAGUAUUAGACCCUCCGUCCAAGUAACGCUUUACUCUUUAGGCAUCGACGCCUUCGUUAAACGCGUUCAUUCGUCUACUAA
Vespa mandarinia (Asian giant hornet) is the source of this 1636-nucleotide messenger RNA. RefSeq names its product narrow (gene nw). The record is from RefSeq and is a predicted model, not a curated record. NCBI's taxonomy places the organism in Eukaryota, Metazoa, Arthropoda, Insecta, Hymenoptera, Vespidae.